Messenger RNA from Ciona intestinalis (vase tunicate), 3054 nucleotides. Its product is annotated as serine/threonine-protein kinase OSR1. Gene Ontology annotation, cellular component: cytoplasm. Gene Ontology annotation, biological process: protein phosphorylation. Lineage: Eukaryota; Metazoa; Chordata; Ascidiacea; Phlebobranchia; Cionidae. The record is from RefSeq and is a predicted model, not a curated record. Gene Ontology annotation, molecular function: ATP binding; protein serine/threonine kinase activity.
CGGUGUACAAGCCACGCGCUGAAACGCUCAUAUGUCAUAAGUGCACUGUCGUCAUCGUAUCUGCGUAACGGAAUUUAUACACAGGCCGAAGUAUCUUUGCAGUAUUACAGCGUUUUGUUUCAGGCAAAAAGAACGAAAGUACAUCUAUACGUUAGCGUAGGUUGGAAAGGGUCGUAUUGUCUUGAAGGCUAUGUCUGCCAUUACACCCAAAGAAGAGGUUCCAUGGCCAGUCAAUAAAGAUGAAUACGAUUUACAAGAAGUGAUUGGUCAUGGAGCCACUGCUGUGGUACAAGCAGCAUAUUGCAAGACUCGCAAUGAAAUGUGCGCAAUUAAACGUAUUUCAUUGGAGUCAACAAACCAAGAUGAGCUCUUGAAAGAGGUGCAGGCAAUGAGUCAAUGCAAACAUCCAAAUGUUGUUUAUUUCUACAAAGCAUUUGUUGUAAAGACAGAAGUCUGGCUGAUCAUGAAACUGCUGGGUCGAGGUUCAGUGUUGGAUGUAAUAAAACAUCGCACAGAAGCUGGUGAAAGCAAGACUGGAGUGCUAGAAGAAGCAAUCAUUGCCACCAUUUUAAGGGAUGUUUUAAAGGGCCUUGAGUACUUGCAUAAAAACGGACAAAUUCACAGGGAUGUCAAAGCUGGCAAUAUUCUGCUUGGUGACGAUGGAACUGUGAUGUUGGCCGAUCUAGGAGUGAGUACAUUUAUAUCGACGGGUGGGAACAUGUCACGUGAUAAAACUCGUCACACUUUUGUUGGAACUCCUUGCUGGAUGGCACCGGAAGUUAUGGAACAGGCAGCAAACGGAUAUGAUUUAAAAGCUGAUGUUUGGAGUUUUGGCAUCACAGCAAUUGAACUAGCUACAGGGAAAGCUCCAUAUCAUAGAUACCCAGCCAUGAAGGUUCUUAUCCUGACUUUACAAAACGAUCCACCAAGUCUUGACACAGGGGUGGAAAAUAAAAGUCUCACCAAGAAAUACAGCAAACAGUUUCGUAAAAUGAUUGAAUGUUGUCUACAGAAGGAUCCUGACAAAAGACCAACUGCUUCACAACUUCUUAAAGAUGCUUUUUUUAAGAAAGCUAAAAAUAAAGAAUAUUUGGUGGAACAUCUUUUAUCGACUGCUCCUACUUUAAAAGAUAGAUCCAAAACUCCAAAAAGAGUUCCUGGAUCAAGUGGAAGACUCCAUAAAGAUGAGGAUGGAGUUUGGGAGUGGAGUGAUGAUGAAUACGAAAGUGAUGAAAGUAACAAAAACUCAAACCAUUUGACGCUCCCUAACUCCACAUCCACGGACAAAAUAGAGACUCCUGCAACACAACCCAUUGCAUCCACUGGUGUGGUUGAUCCUCACAAACCUGAACCUCAAACCUCGGUCCCGGUUUCACCCAGCUCACCCACCCACCCCAGCUUCUACACUCCACCCACACUUGAGAGUCAAACAGCCCCAGUUGCCCCGCAGAACCAACAGGCCCCACAGAACCAGCAAGCCCCACCUGCUCAGAAUAAGCAACCAACAUCAACCACUCCACCACUGGUCACGGACAACACCAACAUGAAACCCAAACCAACCAAUCCCCCCCCAAAACUUAGUUUAGUACUACGGUUGAGAAAUGCACAAAAAGAGUUAAAUGACAUAAAGUUUGAGUUUGAACACGGACAAGACACUCCAGAUGGGAUUGCGCAAGAGCUGGUGAGCGCUGGAUUGGUGGAUGGGAUGGACAAAGUAAUAGUUGCAGCAAACCUGUCUAAACUGGUUUGUUCCACCUCUCAAUCUUCACUCACUUUCUGUCUCCACUCUGGCGCCCUCCAACCAAACCAACUUCCCGAUGAAAAAGCUUUGAUUGGUUUUGCCCAACUUAGUAUAUCAGAUGCUAACAAAUGACAGGGGUCCCAAUUCCCCUAACUAACUCACCACAAUUGAAUGGGUUCCAAGGUUGUAGAACUAGUUCAUCUACUUCUAUGUUCAAGACCUUCCAUAAAAUUCCCUCUGACAGGGAGCAGAACAUGACAAUUUUAAAAUUUUCUUUCAAAACUACAUGUAAAGUGUAUAUGGCAUAUCAAAUACUGGAUAACAUAGCAGCCAUGUACAUUUGUGCAGAGCCUUGCAGCUUUACAGGACAAGCUUUAACUCAGCCAUAAGGCAAAUGUACCCAAAGUAGAUACUUAAAAGCUUUAUUUAAAAUUUGUUUCUCUUUAUUAGAAAAAGCUUGGCGUGGUUUAAUAUUAUAAGUGUGCCUUCUAUCUGUGUAUUUCUGCUUCUACAUAAGUAUUUAAGCAUCUACAUGACCUGAAUACUCAAAAUGACUAACUCAUCCUAUGUAUUGCAAUGUUGAGACCCCUAUACAGUAACGCCAGAUAUAAGCACCGCUGAAAAUGGAAAAAGUUUAUUCUUUUUCUCUCGAAAUCUGUAACUGUGCAAUAUAGAGCCAACAGUCGUAUUGAACAUAGAGGUCUUAUCAAAACUAAUAUGCUAUCUCUAUGUUUAAAAUCACGUGCGUCCUUUCAGUUUCGAGAUCUACCGUCCAUGGUAGUUUGUUUUAAUUUUUCCACUUUUACCUUUGCUUUAUUUAAACAAAGACCAGCGGAGUGAUGCUUCUAAUUACACGCUUACAAUUUUGCCAUUGCGCAACAUUAGUUCCAUUGCUUGUCCUAAUUUAACACUACCGUGUAAAAAGUCCAAUGCUUACGUCAUUACAUUUGCAGAUGAUUCGAAUCUUUUUAUUCUUGCCGUUGCUAAUGGGCAGCUCUGGCGUUUGGCGUGUUGUUAAAUACGUGUGACCAUUGGUGUACCACCAUAUAAAUAGAAUAGGUCAUGCCUUUGGUUAACUGCUUAGUUUGUAUAAACUAUGCCGUAAUCAUUUAUAAAGAUUCUAACUGAAAACUGUCUACUCAUUGUAUACACAUCUAUAGAUAUAUAUAAUGAUUAAAUGUGAUAACUUACGUGGGUGGUUGUCGUACUACAGCACCGCUCUACCUACCACACGUUGCAGAAUAAUUAAAUCGUCCUUAAACUAAUGUGUCCAAACUAUGCAUAUACAAAAAAAAUAAAAGCUUACAAGUUAA